Fusarium musae is the source of this 762-nucleotide messenger RNA. RefSeq lists its product as uncharacterized. NCBI's taxonomy places the organism in Eukaryota, Fungi, Ascomycota, Sordariomycetes, Hypocreales, Nectriaceae. The record is from RefSeq and is a predicted model, not a curated record. Bases 1 to 762 code for a protein of 253 amino acids. The transcript has 2 exons.
AUGAAGUUCACACUCUUCCUCACAGCCACGCUCUUCACUGGUGCCUUGGCUACUCCCCUGGCCAAGACAGUCACCGUUCGAGAUGAGACACUUGCAGCUCGCCGUCUGCCGGCCAUUGCUACACCCCGCAUUGGCGUCACUGUAGUCUCAAAAAAGAAGAAGUCUGCAUCUCGCGAUAAGCGCUCAAUUGGCCGUAAGGAUGUGAGCGUGGUCAGCUUACUAGAUCGUGUUGCUGAGAAGAUCAAGGAGAGAUGUGGUGACAUCGAGGAAACCAAGGUUGAGAGACUGUCAAAAGACAAGGCUGUGUAUAAAGUCGUUGGCAAGAUGAACAGCAUCAGAGCGACACUCUCCCGAACAGUCUCUAUCAUAGACAGGACUUCAACUCUUGAUCUCUCUCAAGAUGAUGGCCAAGCUCUACUCAACCAUGUCUACUUCAUCACAAAGGAGCUGCACAGCACAGUUAAAGACUCCGUCGCUACACUAGGAGGAACAGGAGCUCGCUCCAUGUCUCGAGCAACUCACAUGCUCGCCGAUGUCCUUAGCAACAUCGUCACCCUCAACCCAGACACCGCCUCAGACAUGUAUCGCAAGCUAUCACCUAUCUUCUUCAACAUGGUUUCCAGCGAUGAGAAGGACUUGCAUGUCUUUAUCAUGAGCUCAGUGACAGAGUUCUUGUCAUCCAUCAAGCCUGAUGAUCUUAACUCAGACACUGCAUGCGGUUCUGAAGAUUGUUCCAACAGUCCAAACGAAGACUUGAAAUAA